AUGGGACAGCAGGGUACAUUAGCUUGUCUCGUCGGGAUCCCGGUCGGCAUCAUCACCUUGCUGGUGGUCAUCCUGGUCCCGCUCAGCUUCUCCGAUCUGCAGUACUAUGAGUACGGUUUCUUAAAGAGAAAGUCGACAGGUACAGUCUACAUGGACAAGGUGUACAGCGGCGGGAGACACUUUGUCGGACCAGACUACCAUUUCAAGGUGUUCCAGGCCGACGCACACUUCGAGGAACUCACGAGCAUCGCCGUUUUCUCCUUGGAUAAGCUAGAGAUCCGGGUGACAUGUCGGUUCCAGUACUUCCUGCGUAAGGACGACCUGCCGCUGCUGCACGAGACGUACGACAGGUUCUACCAUAACGUCAUGAAGACAAGUGCCAUCGACGCCCUCAAGAGUGCAUCGCCCGAGUUCAACACCAGGGAUUUCUUCGAGGAAAGGAGACUUGUUGAGGACACGCUGGCAGACGCCGUGAAGCUCAGACUUGAAGGAAACUGCUGUAAAAAGGACUGUGCGAACUCCACUGAAGACUCUGACAAGGUGGAAAAGAUCGAAAACCAAGCGAGGGAGAUCUCCCACAAUGCCACCGCCCAGUCCGAGUUGAUUACGUCACGCGCUGACGCACAAGCGGUAGCCGUGGUAGAGGAGGCGCGCAACAGCGGCCUGUCACUGAUCUACGAACGGUUGGACCUCACUAGUGCCGACCACAAGGCCUCCUUUAACUACAUCCGCACGCUGCGGGACCACGAGAGUGUUCACUUGUCUGUGAACUACGACACGCUUAUAACUGGGUUUACAGCUUCAGGACGGGGGUAGGCUAGACAAACACAUUUUCCUCACAAUCAAAUACUGUAACCCAUAACGCAUGAAUGGCUCCACGAGCCUUAUUUUGUGGUGAAUGUUAUGAACCCACUGUGAACUUUGUGAUCACUACCACUCAAAGCCCCUACUUUAGAAGUAGACUAGUCCUGUUUCCUUCACCUUAAGUAAAUAAAAAAGGAAAAAAAGUACUUAUAAAAGUGCCAGUGCCAUGAUGACUCGUUCAUCGCACAAACUUGACACUGUCUAUUUGUGUAUUGUAGAACUGAACGAUACAGAUCAAGUGUAAUCCUUUAU
Branchiostoma floridae (Florida lancelet) is the source of this 1116-nucleotide messenger RNA. RefSeq lists its product as uncharacterized. Bases 1 to 816 code for a protein of 271 amino acids. Lineage: Eukaryota; Metazoa; Chordata; Leptocardii; Amphioxiformes; Branchiostomatidae. The record is from RefSeq and is a predicted model, not a curated record. The transcript is spliced from 6 exons.